AUGUUCAUAAUGGACAGUUUAGAGAUUUCUGACUCUUCUUCAGAGUCUUAACAUGAGUUAAAGAAAGCCGAAAAAAUUGAAUAUAGUUCUGUCUGCUCUACUGAUGAUGAACUUAAUUUGCACCUCAGCCCCUAGAGCGACAUUUCCCUUCCUCGCAACAUCAACAGACCUUCAGUCAAGAAGAGUUCAGUAGUGAAUUAAUUAGAAUAAGAGGAAGUACCACCUAUGCCUAUGCCCAGAACUAUUUUCGGUUUCCUUGAAAGAAAAAUUUAAUUGAAAAAUGCUAUGAAAGUCUAAGAAAACAACAACAAUAAUAAUACUAAUAAUAACAAUAUUAACAUCCAAAGUGCAGUCGUCCCCAGUAAGGUAAGCUGCGUUCAAUGCUAAUAAUCAUAGCAAAUUAUCAGUUCCAUUCAUUUCAAUAUCAAGGAUCAUGAAUUCGUAUCUGAAGAAGAGGGCAGUGAAGAUGAAUGCACUGCUUCAAACGAAAACGGUGGUUAGGAAAAUGCAAAUUAAGUUUAUCAACAGAAGAGCGGACAGAAAAAAUUCGUAGUUUAUUAAAUUGAAGCUGUCGAAACUAAAAGAAGAGGAAAAAAAAUUCUCAGCAAAGAAUCUUGGAACUUCACAUCUCGUUACUCAAUGCUCCGUGAGUUGUACCAUAGCCUUAAGAAGGAAAUUAGUGACUUCUCAAGUCUUAAUUUACCCAAAUUCCCUGGUAAAAAGUGGUUUGGUAAUACCGAUGAAAAGUUCUUAAGUGAGAGAAAGAGAGAUUUGUAAAUCUUUUUCAGUGCUCUCUCCAAAUGCAAAGUUGCCAUGUAAUCUAAAACCGUCUAAGAAUUGAUUACUGAAUCUAGAGAACUUGCUGAUGAAGAAUUUAGAUUGUGA
Molecule: messenger RNA, 885 nt
Organism: Tetrahymena thermophila SB210
Lineage: Eukaryota; Ciliophora; Oligohymenophorea; Hymenostomatida; Tetrahymenidae
Product: PX-SNX-like domain protein
Exons: 1
Biological process (GO): intracellular protein transport
Cellular component (GO): early endosome
Molecular function (GO): phosphatidylinositol binding
Source: RefSeq, a predicted model, not a curated record